This is a messenger RNA of Aspergillus terreus NIH2624, 885 nucleotides long. RefSeq names its product exosome non-catalytic core subunit RRP45. The record is from RefSeq and is a predicted model, not a curated record. The transcript has 3 exons. Gene Ontology annotation, biological process: nuclear polyadenylation-dependent rRNA catabolic process; U5 snRNA 3'-end processing; nuclear polyadenylation-dependent mRNA catabolic process. Bases 1 to 885 code for a protein of 294 amino acids. Lineage: Eukaryota; Fungi; Ascomycota; Eurotiomycetes; Eurotiales; Aspergillaceae. Gene Ontology annotation, cellular component: cytoplasmic exosome (RNase complex); nuclear exosome (RNase complex).
AUGAACAAAGAAGCACCGCUCUCUGUAGCCGAGCGCGACUUCAUCCUCAAUGCGCUACGCCAGAACGUGCGCCUGGACGGCCGCGAGCCCGACCAGCUGCGUCCGUUGACCGUCUCAUUUGGCGAGGAGUACGGCCAUGUGAAGGUCCAGCUGGGUAAAACCAGGGUUAGUCUGAUUGUCCGGAUCUCGUCGGAAGUCACAAAACCGCGCGAUGACCGUCCAUUUGACGGAAUCUUUACAAUUGCUCUAGAGCUCACCGCUAUGGGGUCUCCCGCCUGGGACAACGGCCGACAAGGCGACCUCGAGACCUACGUGACGAAUGUCCUCGACCGCGUCGUCCGCCAUUCGAACGCGCUGGACACGGAGUCGCUCUGCAUCCUGAAAGGCGUGAGCUGCUGGAGUGUGCGGGCGGAUGUGCACAUCACCGACUACGACGGGAACCUAAUCGACGCGGCAUGCAUCGGUGUGAUGGCCGGCCUGCAGCAUUUCCGACGCCCCGAUGCAGUGGUCAAAGAUGGCCAGGUGAUUGUCUACGGCGUGGACGAACGGGUCCCGGUGGCGCUGAACAUCACGCACAAGCCGCUCUCGGUCACCUUCCACACCUUCGACGAGGGAAACCACGUGGUGUUGGACGCAACGCGAAAGGAGGAGCAAGCGUCGGAGGCGGAUGUGAUCAUCGGAAUGAACAAUGCGGGCGAUGUGUGCUACAUGUCCAAGUUCUCCGGAUCGCCGGUGGAUGCGAUGGUGUUUGUGCGGAAGUCGGCGGUUGCGCAGGACAAGGUGAAGGAGAUCAACGGGAUUAUUGACAAGGCGCUCCAGGCGGAUCUGGCGAGACGGGCAAAGACUGGGAUGGUGGAGGAAUCGCGCGCGGAGAACGAUCGGUGA